CCCCUCCCCCAUUCAGUGCCUCCCCAGUGGGUGAUGAGGGUGUUAAGCCGGGCAGUGUGAGGUAGUCUCAUUAGAGUUAGUGGGACGAGCCGCUUCUCUGGUCACAGCAUUACAGACCUGAAACUUCAAGCUGGAGUUCACCAGAGCCUUUAACAAAUCUAAAACUCCACACCAAACUGCUCUUCAACUGAACAUGUGGGACACAGAGCUUUAGGUGAAUCUCUUGAGAUGUGAAGAAGCUGCUGAAGAUGAGGGACGUGAAGACAGAAAAUUAGAGAACUUCUCUUGUGGAACCGGAUCAACUGUUACAAUGGAGUUUCGAAGAAUUUGUGUGAAUUUAUACACUGUUUUACUGACCACGAUGAUGUUCAAAAGUGGUAUAUUCUGCUCAGAAUCUUCCGAGAAGUGUGUUUCAUCUCCGUGUCAGAAUGGUGCAACAUGUGUGGACACCAUGGAUGACUAUGUGUGUCUGUGUUCCCGGGAUGGAGUGCGCUACAUGGGAAAGGACUGUGAAGAGUUGUACGAUGCGUGUGUGUUUGCAGAGUGCGAGGGGUGUGUUAGUGAACUGGGUACUGGGAACUUCACCUGUCCAGCAGAGGUGGACGAGUGUGCGAGCGAUCCAUGCGUAGGAGCUCGAACAGAGUGUCUGAAGGAGCCAGACGGGUUCCUAUGCCUGUGUCCCGAUGGCUUAGGAGGGGAUGACUGCACUGCACGCAUCACUGACUGCGUGGACCAGCCCUGCCUCAACAACGCCACCUGCAGGCGGCAGCUGGAUGGCUUCGUGUGCGAGUGUGCUCCAGGAUACCGUGGCGAACACUGCGAGGAGGAUAUUAACGAGUGCUUGUCACACCCUUGCCAGAACGGGGCGAUAUGCAUGGACGGUAUCAACGAAUACCACUGCUUCUGCGUACCUGGUUACCAGGGCUACAACUGUGAGAUUGACAUUAAUGAGUGUGCAUCAAGACCGUGUGAAAACAACGGGACCUGUGUCAAUGGGAAAGACCGCUACAUUUGCGAGUGCCUCCUGGGGUACACGGGAACGAACUGUGAAGUGGAGGUGGACGAGUGCGAGUCAGAUCCGUGUGAAAACGGAGCGACCUGUAUAGACCUGGUGGGGUUGUACACCUGCGACUGUGUGAAAGGAUUCAGCGGCCUCAACUGUGAGAUCAACAUCGAUGAGUGUGAGAGCGCACCAUGUCAGAACGGAGGGACCUGUCAGGACCUGGUGGACAGUUUUAAAUGUGACUGUGGGGACUCUGGCUACAUGGGAGAUCUGUGUGAAGAGGACAUACCUGAGUGUGCAUCAGACCCCUGCCAACAUGGAGCCACCUGUGAAGAAGGGACCAAAGAAUACACCUGCACCUGCUGGCCAGGGUACGAGGGGCAGAACUGCGAGGUGGAUAUUGAUGAGUGUGUGGACGCUCCUUGUGAAAACGGGGGAGAAUGCUUUGAGAAUUCAGACCCCAUGCAGUGGACCUCUGACUGGACCUUCAGUUACGCUACUGCUGCAGGAUACGUUUGUCAGUGUCAGCCAGGUUACACAGGAGAGACCUGCUCUGUGAACAUUGAUGAGUGUGUGUCUGAGCCGUGUCAGAACGGAGGGCAGUGUGAGGACAGGGUCAACGGAUACGUAUGCAUCUGCGCAGAUGGCUACAGAGGUGUGGAAUGUGAGGUGGACAUAGACGAGUGUGAAAGCGCUCCAUGUCAGAAUGGCGGCGUGUGUGAGGAUUUGGUGGGCGACUACGAGUGUCACUGUGAAGAAGCGUCAAGAGGUCUCCAGGCCUGGGGAGGGCGCCAGUGCACGGUGGAGCUCCUGGGUUGCCUUAACCACCAGUGUCAGAACGGAGCCACCUGCCGGCCAUGGCUGGACGGUGACGAGCACAGGCACACCUGUCUCUGCACACCUGGUUUCUAUGAUGACCUUUGCUCCACCGCCACCACGUUUUCCUUCUCUCAGCCAGGCUACUUUCUGUUGGAGGUCUCUGUGGAGGAAAGGAAAAAGCGUUCUCCGGAAACAGAGCACCCCCUGCAGGUGUGUUUGCGCUUCCGCACCACGCUUCCUGAUAGACUGCUCUUCUUCCGGGGCAACUCUGACCACUUCCUGUCACUUGAGUUAGUCAGAGGUGCCCUGCGGGGGUGGGCAGAGUCCAAAGAGGACGGAGUCUCGCUGCAGGUCACUUCCACCGAUUUGGCGAACGACGGCGAAUGGCACGAAGUGUGUGUGAGCGUCUCGUUGGCACCCGCCGAACAGGCAGAGAUAGUGUUAAAGAUUAAAGGUCCUGGCUGUGGUAAAGAGGGCUGUAGGGUGGAGCAGACCACAGACCACGCCCCUUUCUUACAACACAGUCAGCUAAAGCAGGUUUAUGUGGGUGGAGCGCCGGAAGAGUACCUGAGCCUUACUUACAGUGGCCGUGGCUUUGUGGGCUGCAUGGAGGACCUCCUGGUGGACGGGAGGACCAUCCUGCCGCAGGGCGCCGAGGGGCCGGAGCUUGAGCUGGGCUGCAGUAAGAACGAGUGGUGUAGGGUGGAGCCACACCCCUGCAGUCAUCAUGGAGAUUGCAUUGACCUCUGGACUAGCUAUCAAUGUUCCUGCCACAGACCAUACCAUGGACAAGACUGCAGCAAAGAAUACUCCUCCUGGACGUUCGGUCAUGAGGGCUCAUCCAGUUUCAGCUCAUUCGAUCUGCAGACGGAUCACGCCCAGAACUUUAACCUGUCCUUCUUUCUGCGCUCACUGAAACCGGAUGGAAUUGUGCUGCAGUUGUGGGAGGCGGAGCAGGCAGUUGUUGAGGGGUCAGAGCCGUAUCUCACAGUGUUCCUGCAGAUGGGGCGGGUGGAGGUGAGCGCAGGGGGACAGAGUGUGAGGUCCCCUGUGUUUGUGUGUGACGGGCACAAGCAGCAAAUUCAGGUGGAGCUACAGGAAGGCGAGGUGUUCUUCAGUCAUGCAGGAUUCCGCUAUCCACUUGGUUCCAUCGCUCCAGUAACCCUGCGGGUGGGGGACCAAAUAUAUGUGGGUGGUCUGCCGAAUGAGGGGAUGGCUGGAGAGUGGGGGGGCCAUUUUAAAGGCUGCCUGCAGGAUGUAAGACUGGACGAUGUGCACCUGGAUGUAGAUGCGUGGAACAACACCAUCAAUGGCACCGCCUAUGUCCCCAGCGAUGCACAAAACCUGCUGCCUGGCUGCGUCAGCGAUGAUAUGUGCAAGGCGGCGCCAUGUUUGAAUGGAGGGGAGUGUUCGCUGACCUGGAACGAUUUCACCUGCUGGUGUCCUCUGAACUUCACGGGGAAGACGUGUGAAUCUCGCGUGUGGUGCGUGAGCGACCCCUGUAUGAACGGCGGGCGCUGUGUGGACCUUCCAGACGGAUAUGAGUGUGUAGCAAACGCCACCUUCGAUAACUCCCCACUCCACUUCACCGCUAAGGGCUCUUUGAUUGCCCCAGUGACCAACAUCACCCUGGAUCUACGCACUCGACAGGAAAACAGUGUUCUGCUGCGAGCAUGGAGGGGGGCGGAGUUUCUCCUGAUUGGUCUGCUGGAUGGCGUGGUGAGAGCGGAGCUACAUGGAGAGAACAGUGUGGAGCCAGUAGUGUUUACAGGAUCCCAGCGUGUCACGGACGGACUCUGGCAUCAUCUAGUGGUUUCUAUGGAGCAUCCAGAGCAGGACGCGUCACUGUGGGUGAUCAGUGUUGAUGGCAUUAUGGACGGCAGCAGUGCUCCAGAGCAUAUUGAGAGCAUGGGCUUCCUUAGUGAUGUUACGAGUGAAGUUGCACUGGCAGAGAGCUACACAGGGUGUCUGGGUUUGGUCAGAGUGGGCGGAACUUACCUGCCCUUCACUGAUGAUUUUGUAGCUCCACAGGCCGCUCGUUUCCGCCGGCGACGAGGCGAGCGGGCGAGGCUGGGCUGCGUAGGUUCUUCUGUGUGCCGGCCACAGCCAUGCCAGCAUGGAGGAACCUGUGAGGAUCUGUUUCACCACUUCCACUGCGCCUGCCCCCUCGGCUGGGAGGGCCUCACUUGUGAAAUUGACACGGACGAGUGUGCCUCGGGGCCCUGUGUUCAUGGCAACUGCAGGGACAAGCUAGGGGGCUUUGAAUGUGAGUGUGAACCCGGUUUUGGUGGGGCAACUUGUGAUGAAGAUUUGGAUGAAUGCAAAGACUCCCCCUGUCAGAACAGAGCCACCUGUGUGGACGGAGUUAACCAGUACAGCUGCAUCUGUGCACGAGGCUACAGUGGGAAACAGUGCCAGUGGAACCACCCUCCUCAGAAGUGUGCCGAUUUGGAGUGUGUGAGUGGUGGAGUGUGUCGAGAUGCCCCAUGGGGGGCGGAGUGUAUAUGUGCCCCGGGACUGACAGGACGCAGGUGUGAGAUAGAGAUUAACGAGUGUAUGUCCAAUCCUUGUUUAAAUGGCGGGACGUGUUUGGAUCGUCUGAGCUUCUUCCAGUGUGUGUGCGCUGCGGGUUUCAGCGGACCAUACUGUGAAACGAAUAAAGAGGCUCAAAGGGAUCGGAUGCCAUGGAUGGUGGUGGUGAUCCCACUGGCGUGCGGCUGUGCCCUCUUAGCUGUGAUUGGUGUGAUUUUCAUGCUGAUGACGGCGCGCAGGAAGCGCCAAUCAGAGGGAGCAUAUUCACCCAGCCAACAGGAAGUGGCGGGUGCUCGUCUAGAAAUGGACAGCAUGCUGAAAGUCCCACCAGAGGAGCGCCUCAUCUGAGACGCCUAAACUGAUCAUCUCAGCUCUCAGCUGCCUUCUGGUGCAGGAAACCAGAGACUGUAAUGCACUUGCUCUAACACUGAGGGUCUGGAGAUCCAGCUGGACUUGGAGAAAACACCCGAUACUGGUCAACUGGUUGAGUUUGUGAUACUCAGGUAGCUUGGUUAAGGUCAUGCAGGUAGACCAGUUUGUAGAAGUGAAGAAUGAAGGU
This is a messenger RNA of Astyanax mexicanus (Mexican tetra), 4913 nucleotides long. RefSeq names its product crumbs cell polarity complex component 2a (gene crb2a). Gene Ontology annotation, cellular component: plasma membrane; protein-containing complex. Lineage: Eukaryota; Metazoa; Chordata; Actinopteri; Characiformes; Acestrorhamphidae. Gene Ontology annotation, biological process: establishment or maintenance of epithelial cell apical/basal polarity; heterophilic cell-cell adhesion. Bases 311 to 4702 code for a protein of 1463 amino acids. The record is from RefSeq and is a predicted model, not a curated record. The transcript is spliced from 13 exons. Gene Ontology annotation, molecular function: calcium ion binding.